AAUAAUGAUGACGUCAACUCGCUAUAGGGUCUGUGCAAUGCUGAGAUCAAGCACAUCCAUAUACCCAGCUCACCCAAACAAAACAGUGGAGUUUGAAUGAAUGAUGAGACCGCGUACGAGGGCUAAGUGACCCAAGCGUAGCUCCCUACCUGGGGGAGGACCACCACUCCCUCAUUCCCAUCAUCCCUUGAGCCCCCACUCUGAAGCAGCUAUGGCACCACGGAAACGCGGAGGUGGAGGGCAUGGCGUGUCCUUCUUCUUUUGCUGCUUUCAGAGCAGUGACCACCCAGAGAUCACCUACCGUCUGCGGGAGGACUUUGCCCUGCAGGCCAUGGAGCCCGCGCUGCCCCUCCCCAGCUAUGACGAGCUGGAUGCCAUGUUCUCAGAACUGGUGGAUGAGCUGGACCUCACAGAGAAGCACAGAGAGGCCAUGUUUGCCUUACCAGCAGAAAAGAAAUGGCAGAUAUACUGCAGCAAGAAGAAGGAACAAGAGGAGACUAAAAGUGCUACUAGCUGGCCAGAGUACUACAUUGACCAGCUCAAUUCAAUGGCAGCUAGGAAAACUCUGUUGGCCUUGGAGAAGGAAGAGGAGGAGGAACGCAACAAGACUAUCGAAAGCCUUAAAACGGCACUGCGGACACAACCUAUGAGGUUUGUAACACGGUUCAUUGAUUUGGACGGCCUGACAUGCAUCCUGAACUUCUUGAAGAGCAUGGAUUACGAGACCACCGAGUCUCAGAUUCACACUUCCCUCAUUGGCUGCAUCAAAGCCCUGAUGAACAACUCCCAGGGUCGUGCUCACGUGCUCUCUCACUCCGAGAGCAUCAACAUCAUCGCUCAGAGUCUGGCCACCGAGAACGUCAAGACCAAAGUGGCGGUGCUGGAGAUCAUGGGUGCGGUGUGUUUAGUGCCAGGCGGCCACAAGAAGAUUUUGGAGGCCAUGUUGCACUAUCAAAAGUUCUCUUGUGAGCGCACACGAUUUCAGACAUUGCUGAAUGAUCUGGACAAAAGCACAGGGCGGUACAAGGACGAGGUCAGCCUGAAAACGGCCAUUAUGUCCUUCAUUAACGCUGUUUUAAGCCAAGGAGCUGGCGAAGCCAGCCUUGAGUUCCGGGUUCAUUUGCGAUACGAGUUCCUCAUGUUGGGGAUUCAGCCCAUCAUCGACAAACUCAGGUCACAUGAAAACUCUACUUUAGACAGGCAUUUGGAUUACUUUGAGAUGCUGAGAAAUGAUGAUGAGCUCACGUUAUCCAGGCGGUUUGAGUCUAUCCAUAUAGACACGAAGAGUGCGACACAGGUUUUUGAGCUUGUACGGAAGAAGCUGGCCCACACAGAUGCAUAUCCGCACUAUAUGUCUAUUCUUCACCAUUGCCUGCUAAUGCCUCAUAAGAGAAGUGGGAACACAGUGCAGUACUGGCUGCUCCUGGACCGCAUUGUUCAACAGAUGGUCCUGCAGAAUGACAAAGGUCACGACCCUGACGUCACACCAUUAGAAAACUUCAAUGUAAAGAAUGUGGUUCGAAUGCUUGUCAACGAGAAUGAGGUGAAACAGUGGAAGGAACAGGCGGAAAAAAUGCGUAAAGACCACCAUGAGCUUCAACAGAAGCUGGAAAAGAAGGAGCGAGAGUGUGACGCAAAAACUCAGGAGAAGGAGGAGAUGAUGCAGACGCUCAACAAGAUGAAAGAGAAGCUAGAAAGAGAAAUGGGGGAACAUAAACUAGUCAAGCUGCAGGUGUCGGAAAUGACUGCCAGACUACAUGACCUCAGCACGAGACAAAUAGCCAGUGUUCCUGGAGGUCCUCCCAUCCCUGGCCCUCUAGGUGGGCCUCUCCUACCCCCUCCACCUGGCAUGGAUUACAGGGUGACAGAAAUUGGUGUCAAAACUGUCCUAAAUUUUAACAAGCUUGAGGGAACCGUCUGGGCAGACAUUGACGACAGCAAAGUUUUCAAAAUCCUAGAUUUGGUGGACAUUGAGAAGACCUUCUCUGCCUAUCAGAGGCAACAGGACUUCUUUAUGGUCAAUAACUGCAAGCAGAAGGAGGCUGAAGACGAUGCGCUGAGCUCCAAGAAAGUCAAAGAGCUCUCUGUUAUCGAUGGCCGCCGGGCUCAGAAUUGCAACAUCCUUCUCUCACGAUUGAAAGUUUCCAAUGAGGAAAUAAAGAGAGCCAUUCUGACUAUGGAUGAACAGGAAGAUCUGCCCAAGGACAUGCUGGAGCAGAUGAUGAAGUUUGUCCCAGAGAAGUGUGAUGUGGACCUACUGGAGGAGCACAAACAUGAGUUGGACCGCAUGGCAAAGGCAGACCGUUUCCUCUAUGAAAUGAGCAGAAUAAACCAUUACCAGCAGAGGUUACAGUCUUUGUACUUCAAAAAGAAGUUUGCUGAGAGGAUUUCAGAAAUUAAACCUAAAGUUGAAGCACUGACCAAGGCCUCAAAAGAGGUGCUGCACAGUAGGAAUCUCAAGCAGUUGCUGGAGGUGGUGCUGGCGUUCGGCAACUACAUGAACAAAGGACAGAGAGGCAAUGCUUACGGCUUCAAAAUCUCCUCACUCAACAAGAUUGCAGACACCAAGUCCAGCAUCGACAAGAAUAUCACUCUCCUACACUACCUGAUCACCAUUCUGGAGAAGAAGUACUCUAAAGUCAUGCUCUUCUCAGAGGAGCUGCAGAACGUGCCGGAAGCUGCAAAAGUAAACAUGACUGAACUGGAGAAGGAGAUCAAUCAUCUUCGUAGUGGCUUGAAGAGCGUAGAGAGCGAGUUAGAAUUCCAGAAGAAGCGUCCUCAGGAGUACGGGGAUAAGUUUGUGUCUGUAGUCAGCCAGUUCAUCACAGUGGCCAGUUUCAGCUUCUCUGAUGUCGAGGACUCCCUCAGUGAGGCCAAAGAACUGUUCUUAAAGGCGGUCAAGCACUUCGGCGAAGAUGCUGAUAAGAUGCAGCCUGAUGAGUUCUUUGGGAUAUUCGACCAGUUCUUGCAGUCUUUUGCAGAGGCCCGUCAAGAGAACGAGAACAUGCGCCGACGCAAAGAGGAGGAGGAGCGCAGGGCACGAAUGGAGGCUCAGCUCAAGGAGCAGAGGGAGAAAGAGAGGAAGGCUCGAAAAGCCAAAGAGAACGGAGAGGACAACGGGGGCGAGUUUGACGACCUGGUGUCCGCUUUGCGUUCUGGAGAGGUUUUCGAUAAAGAUCUGUCGAAGAUGAAGCGCAAUCGCAAACGCAUCAACAGCCAGACGUCAGACAGCGGCAGGGAGCGUCCAAUUACCAAGCUUAACUUCUGAACGGCGGUCAAGCUGACCAACCCACUCAGACGAAUUUCAUUACAACCAAACAACCUCCCUGUGGUGGUGAAUGUUUGGAGGACACUCAUUAGCGAUCCCGGGUUGCGGAGGAAAGCAUGUUUACCCAAAAACGGUCAGUUUAUCAUGUGUCAUGAGACUGUAAUGGGGAACCUGUCUGAAUGCAGAGAAAAGACUCCAAGAAAUUAAGAAUAUGGCUGCCAAAUGAACCUAAUUUAAUGAUUUAUUUCAUCAAGAGUGCUGGAGCACCAGGAUAUUAUCAGAGUUUGAGAUAACUGUGAGUUUACUGAUUGGAUAUGAGUCGGGAACUCCACACUCAUUUGACCAUAGAAACUGCAAAUCUUGUCUACACCGAUUUUUCUUACUGUAACCAAACAAACAAAUCGCCAAAAGUGACACUGAGUCUUGGCAUGCUAAAGCGUCACUCAUCUGAACUACCCCGAUUCUGGCUCUUCUGACUGAUUCAAGGUGGGAAUGGAUGUUAUUUAAAGGUUUAAUGACAAGCGUUUGUACAUAGGUCACUGAAAAGCUGUAAAGUUGACUGUACACCUUUUAGAAAGUGAUUUGCCCUUUUGACUAAAAGUGUUUUUUUUUUAAUAAUACAUAUAGAGUGUUUUUAAGGAAUAUUACUUACAUCAAUAACCAGGGCUGUGGGUUGCUUAUUCAGAAAUAAGACUGUAUUGUGAUAUCCGGUACAGGAUGACCGGGAAUGAUCUUUUUUAAAAGUGUGUUGUUAGGGGCCACUGGUGCCCAUGUUGUCUUAAACACUGUGGACGGUCAUUGUACAGACACUAUGCAGUUUCUGAUGUCAAGUGUUGGUCUGUCUGUUUGAGGACUUUUCAUGUGAAAUGUAGUCAUAUUUAAGAUGAUCUGUAAGUAACUGGAUCAAGGCAAUACUCUUCUUCCCUUACGUUCUUCCUUCCUGUCUGGAAUCUCUCCUGUUUUUGUUUUUGUUUUUUUUAAGCAGCAGCCUAGUUGUAUGGUGUAACAAAGUUUCCUUUUUCAGUGUAAGAUACCUCCAUUGGACUUUUAUAAUUUAAGGAAAACCCAACCUUCCAUUGUAAGAUGAAUCACAAGAGAAUAAAUGGAAGAAUCUGA
Sinocyclocheilus anshuiensis is the source of this 4384-nucleotide messenger RNA. RefSeq names its product dishevelled associated activator of morphogenesis 1b (gene daam1b). Gene Ontology annotation, cellular component: stress fiber. Gene Ontology annotation, biological process: actin cytoskeleton organization. NCBI's taxonomy places the organism in Eukaryota, Metazoa, Chordata, Actinopteri, Cypriniformes, Cyprinidae. Gene Ontology annotation, molecular function: actin binding; small GTPase binding. Bases 212 to 3268 code for a protein of 1018 amino acids. The transcript has 27 exons. The record is from RefSeq and is a predicted model, not a curated record.